Molecule: messenger RNA, 3064 nt
Organism: Oenanthe melanoleuca
Lineage: Eukaryota; Metazoa; Chordata; Aves; Passeriformes; Muscicapidae
Product: bile acid receptor-like
Exons: 11
Coding region: 310-1848 (512 amino acids)
Biological process (GO): positive regulation of transcription by RNA polymerase II; cell differentiation; negative regulation of inflammatory response
Molecular function (GO): nuclear receptor activity; RNA polymerase II cis-regulatory region sequence-specific DNA binding; zinc ion binding
Source: RefSeq, a predicted model, not a curated record
UGUGCAGUGAUUGAUGCGGGCUCGCAGCUGCCCUUGCUCCGACCCCAGAGGAGCUGUGUGGGAAGUUGGUGUCGAGCCGCAGCGUGGCUCUGCCGAGUGUCUGGAGCCCGGGCUGUGCACACACACUGAUAAAUAGGGAAAGGCCCGCUGGGCUGCAGCUGGAGCAGAGCUGGAGCGGGCGGCAGCCCCACCGAGCCGUGAGUAUUCCGUUCCUUCUCUGCAUGCUACAAAUGCUGCUCCAGCCACACGGCAGCUUACCAUGGCAAAGUAUUCCAGGUUGCUGUUUCAAGGCUGAUCUCAGCAGAGUGGAUGAAGCAGUGCAGCUGGGAGCAGAGCAUGGCCAACACGUUUGUCACCGUCCCUGACGGGUACGGCCUCCCUGAGCCCCUCCAGUACUACGAUGUUUUACCAGAGCACAUCAACUACCAGCUGCAGGACCCGGAUUUCCAGGCUGCCCAGUACUGCCAGUACUCAGCAGUGCCCGUGCCAGUGCCAGCCCUGCAGCCCCAGGCUGCGCCGUGCCCGUCCCCGUUCGGCUCCUACAGCCUGGAGCCCCCGUACGGCGACGGGCCCUGCGUCGGCAGCAGCUGCGAGCUCAGCAAGGGCCCCUUCCUGGCUCCCCAGGGCGAGGAGGGCGGGUACCAGGGGCUCAAGAGGCCCAGGCUGAGCCACUCGGUGAGGCUGAAGGGGCAGGAGGAGCUGUGUGUGGUGUGUGGGGACAAGGCCUCGGGGUACCACUACAAUGCACUGACCUGCGAGGGCUGCAAAGGCUUCUUCCGGCGCAGCAUCACCAAGAACGCCGUGUACCGCUGCAAGAGCGGGGGGCACUGCGAGAUGGACAUGUACAUGAGGAGGAAGUGCCAGGAGUGCCGCCUCAAGAAGUGCAGAGCUGUGGGAAUGCUGGCGGAAUGUUUGCUGACUGAAGUCCAGUGCAAGUCAAAGCGACUCAGGAAGAAUUUCAAGCAGAAGAGCAGUUUCCUUUGCAACAUAAAGCUGGAAGAUGAGGGACUGAAUAGUAAGCAAGUAUCAUCUACAACAAGACCUGGAAAAAUCCCAGAGAAGAUGGAACUUACUCCAGGAGAACAUCAGCUUCUUGACCACAUUGUAGCAGCACACCAAAAAUACACAAUUCCCCUUGAGGAAGCCAAGAAGUUUCUACAGGAAACUGCAAGUCCUGAAGAAAGUUUUCUCCGCCUGUCUGAGACAGCUGUUGUUCAUGUCCAGGUGUUGGUGGAUUUCACAAAAAGGCUCCCAGGGUUUGAGAGUUUAGCCAGUGAGGACCAGAUUGCUCUGCUGAAAGGGUCCACAGUGGAGGCGAUGUUCUUGAGAUCAGCCCAAAUUUACAACCAAAAAAUGAGCGAGUGCCAGCCUUCAACCAGUGAAAGUCAUGUAAGACUUUCUGAUCACGGGACAUGUUGUCACGUUCAAAACCUUGAUAAAAACAAUAUUUAUUCCAUGGAAAUGUGUCAUAAUAAAGAGAGGCCAACUUCUACUACUACCACAGGCAUAACUGAGGAGUUCAUCACCGCCCUGUUCUACUUCUACAGAACCAUGGGGGAACUCAAAGUGACCGAGACCGAAUACGCUCUGCUCGUAGCAACAACAGUGUUCUUUUCAGACCGCCCGCUGCUGAGGGACAAGCGCCACGUGGAGGAGCUGCAGGAGCCGCUGCUGGGGAUCCUGUACAAGCACUCGAAGCUGCAGCACCCGCGGGACCCGCAGCGCUUCGCGCGGCUGCUGGGGCGCCUCACGGAGCUGCGCUCGCUGCGCCACGCCCACGCGGGGGCGCUGCGCGCGCGGGACCCGCGCCUGGCCGCGCCGCUGCGCGACCUCUGGGACCUCCACUAGGCGGCGCCAACGCCGCCGGCGCGCGCGCCCCUUCCCGCCUCGGGCGCGCGCCGCGGUUUCCCGCCCUUUUCGCCCUCCCUCAGCGGCCUCCGUGAGGCGGCGCGGCCGCCGUCGGUGUCGCCGUCGCUGCCCGUGUGGUGGUGGCGGCGAUGUCUCUGUCGGUACAAGUGUUGGUGUCGGUACCAGCGUCGGUGCUGGUGCCGGUAUCGGUUUGGGUGCCACGCUCAGUGCCGGUGCCAGUGCUGGUUGUCGCUGCUGGUGUCAGUGACGGUGUGGGUACCAGUGUUGGUGUAGCUACCAGUGUCAGUAUCGGUACCGGCGGCGAUGUCGCUGUCGCUGUCUGUGUCGCCGCUUUUCUCCGGGCCCACCCGGAAUGAGCCCGUUCAGCCGCUGGUGCGGCCGUGCCGGAGCGCCGGGCAGGGCCCGCGGCUGAAGCCGGCGAGCGCUCGGGCUCGGGCCGCGCCGGGUCCAUGGUGCCACCGGCCCGGUGGCUGCGCCGGAACGGGCGGGGGGACAGCGGCUGGGACAGCGGGCCGGACACCGGGACACAGAGUCUGACCCGAGCACAUCCCGCCCGCUCCCGGGAAGUGUCCAAGGCCCGGUCUAACCGGACUUGGAGCAAGCUGGGAUAGUGGAACGUGUCCCUGUGGCAGGGGUGGCACCGGAUGAGCUUCAAGAUCCUUUCCGACCAAACCCAUUCCACGGUUUUGUGUGUGUGUGAAAUUUGCUGAACUCCUUUCUCUGCAGACUGCCAAGAUUGGUGCUGGAGGAACAUCUUUGACUUUAAUAUCAAAGUCUUCUGCUGUUAUUCUCUAUGAAGACUGAAGGAAAGAAUCUUCUCGAUCAUCUGGUCCGUGUUUAUCUGCACAUGACCGAUGAUAAACCCACGUUUGAUGUGGGUGAUCCAGCAGUGAGCAGUGCCCCACUUGGAUGCUUGCACUGGCAAGUUCUGCUUGCACCAGACCAAAUCUGCAGUGAAGACGUUCUGUCACCACACUGAGUUAUGUGAAUUAAACAAAUUAUUGUUUCAUGUUGAGGUUCCUAACAGAAUAUGUUUAGAUUAAAAUGUGAUAUUCUGACAGGAGAUCAGUUACACUAUUUAUCCUAUUUUUUUGACUUGAAAACUCUUUUAAAAUGGCAUUUUCAUACUAAAACAUGGUCAGAUGUGGGAGUAAAGCAAAAAAUAAACAUCAACUUCUGGACUUUAAAGAAAUAA